This is a messenger RNA of Hypoxylon fragiforme, 435 nucleotides long. RefSeq names its product O-methyltransferase-domain-containing protein. Bases 1 to 435 code for a protein of 144 amino acids. Gene Ontology annotation, molecular function: O-methyltransferase activity. Lineage: Eukaryota; Fungi; Ascomycota; Sordariomycetes; Xylariales; Hypoxylaceae. The transcript has 3 exons. The record is from RefSeq and is a predicted model, not a curated record.
AUGCUUUACAUCUCUCGCCCCAUGCUGGGAAUAUUUGAUAACUUAGGCCACAUGCACGUGGGGUAUCUGGGCUUUGACUUCUUCACGGUACAGCCCAUUCAGGCGGACGUAUACUUCUUUCGAUCGAUAUUCCACAAUUGGGCGGACAAACACUGCAUCAAGAUUCUCCAAAACCUCAUCCCGGCCCUAGAGCCGGGCGCUAGAGCGGUUAUCCACGAGGGCAUCCUUCCAGGCCUUGAAGGUCUAAGCACAGCUGAUGCGCGAAGGGCAAUAAACUUGCAUAUAGGAAUGCAGCAGCUUCUGAAUGCCCAGAAGCGUGAGAUGCACGAAUGGCCCGAGCUAUUCCGUAGAGCGGACCCUCGUUUUCGAUACGUGGGAGCCAAGAAGCCUACCGGUGCCAUGCGUUGGAUCAUUGAAGCUGAGUGGCAAGAGUAG